AUGGAGGAUUUGUCGGUCGAGGUGUACGGUGAAAAUGGUGCUUAUUAUAAGGCCAUUGUCACCGACGUACUCGACAACGAGGUUCUUGUAACCUUUGAAAAUGACUGGCAACCGGAAUCAAAGUUUCCAUUUUCUCAAGUGUUUUUACCACCUAAAGACACCGGCAAACAUACAGAGUUCGUGGAAAACCAAGAAGUGGAGGUUUUCGCUAGAUCGAACGAAAAGGAAGCAUGUGGGUGGUGGACAGCAAAUAUCAAGAUGAUGCGGGGGGAAUUUCUAGUAAUUGAAUACCUGGAGUGGGACAAUUGCUACACAGAGAUCGUACCAAAAGAUCGCCUACGUGUCAAGACGCCCAAGACGCCCAUUGACAAGAACACCUUUCACAAGUUCGAAAUACCCGUACCUGAUGAUCUCAAAGAAUACGCAAAGGUGGAGAACGCACACAAAGAGUUCCAGAAGGCGAUCGGCGCCGCGCUGGUGUGGUUCGUGCCGGAGCGCGGCGCGCUCGCCGUCAUCUCGCGGUGCGAGACCUCGCAGCGCCGUGCCACCAUGCUGCAGGAGAUGCACUUCAGAAAUCUAACACAAAAGCUACUAUUGUUAAAAAAGACUGAAGAAGCAGCUCGACAGCUGGAAUCUACAAAAAUACACAAUCAAGGAGGGUACACGGACGAGUUCAGCGUGCGCGAGGACCUGAUGGGGCUGGCCAUCGGCACGCACGGCGCCAACAUCCAGCAGGCGCGCAAGGUGCCCGGCAUCACCAACAUUGAGCUCGAGGAGCACUCCUGCACCUUCAAGAUCUGCGGCGAGUCGGCGGAGGCAGUGCGCCUUGCGCGCGCACUGCUGGAGUACGCCGAGGAGUCCAUCAUGGUGCCGCGCGCGCUCGUGGGCAAGGUGAUUGGCAAGAGCGGCAAGGUCAUCCAGGAGAUCGUGGACAAGAGCGGCGUUGUGCGCGUCAAGGUGGAGGGCGACAACGAGCCGCGGCCCUCGGCGCCGCGUGAGGAGGGCAUGAUGUCCUUCGUGUUCGUGGGCACGCGCGAGAACAUCGCCAACGCCAAGGUGCUCGUCGAGUACCACGUCGCGCAUCUCAAGGAGGUGGAGCAGCUGCGUGCAGAGAAGCAGGAGAUCGACCAGCAGCUACGUGUGGUGAUGGGCGGCGCCGGCGCCGCCUUCCCAGCGCCGCGCGGCGCACCGCCCACGCGCGCCCGCCGUCCGCGCCCGCCGCCGCAGCGCUACCCGCCCGGAGGCAGACGAACUACGCCUGAGCUAGGUGAAGAGCGAGGGGACAGCGGAGGAGCGUAUCGCGGCCGAGCGCGGCCACCACGUCCGAACAGGUCGAGCGAGCGACGCGGUGAAGAGAGACGCGUGCCGUUGGAGAACGGGCGCGCGCACCCGCGUCCGCCGCGCGAGCCGCGCGAGCCGCGGGAGUCACGCGAGCCUCGCGAGCCACGGGAACAGCGCGACCCACGAGACCAACGAGAUGCUAGCGGACGGAGGCGCGAGGUGCGGGAAGUUCGCGAAGUACGCGAGGUGCGCGACGAGCGGCGGCGCGGCGACGACGACAGCUCGCUGCUCGACAGCCAGGACGGCUCCAGCGCAGACAGAGGAGGCGGGUGGAAGAACGGCGUGAGCGGUGGUGGCGGCGGGGGGCUCUGGCGGGGUGACGGCGGGCGCGGGAGCGGGGGCGGCGGCGGGCGCGGGUGGCGAGGGCGACAAGCGCGCCGGCAAGCGGCGCUCGCCGCUGGCCAAGGCCAAACCCGAGGCGCUGCUGAACGGCACCGCGUAGGAGCGGCGCCGCGCCAGGCCCUGGCCGCCGCGGCCACGCCCGCAUGA
Parnassius apollo (apollo) is the source of this 1830-nucleotide messenger RNA. Lineage: Eukaryota; Metazoa; Arthropoda; Insecta; Lepidoptera; Papilionidae. The record is from the annotation of a GenBank genome assembly.